This is a messenger RNA of Lycium ferocissimum, 1074 nucleotides long. Its product is annotated as transcription factor MYB14-like. The record is from RefSeq and is a predicted model, not a curated record. The coding region runs from base 57 to 809 and encodes 250 amino acids. The transcript is spliced from 3 exons. NCBI's taxonomy places the organism in Eukaryota, Viridiplantae, Streptophyta, Magnoliopsida, Solanales, Solanaceae.
CAUAAAGAAAUCAAAAUAAGAAAACAAAUAGCGAAUUAAGGUACUCAAAUUAGAAAAUGGUGAGAACUCCUUUUAUUGACACUCAUGGAAUAAAGAGAGGUUCAUGGAGUGAAGAAGAAGACAACAAACUGAGAGCUUAUGUUGAAAGAUUUGGUCAUCCCAAUUGGCGGCAAUUGCCUAAAUAUGCUGGACUAAUGAGAUGUGGGAAGAGCUGCAGACUGAGAUGGAUGAAUUACUUGAGGCCUGAUUUGAACAAAGGGAAAUAUAGCCCUGAAGAAGAGCAACUCAUUAUUAAAUUACACAACGAACUUGGAAAUAGAUGGUCAGCCAUUGCUGCAAAAUUACCAGGAAGGUCAGACAACGAUGUCAAAAACCAUUGGCAUGCUCAUCUAAAGAAACGCGCGAGAUUAACAAAUACGACCAAUUCAUCAAAUGUGGAGCAACUUACUGAAUCUUCGAUGUCUGGAUCUCAAAAUGAGCAAUCUUCUUAUAAAGUUUCGGAACAUGAAGCAGCUGACUGUAAUAUUAGAGAGGUGUCAGAUCAUCUUGUUGACACUUCAUGUCCUCUAAAGGUUUCAUCAAGUGAUUUAUAUUCCACUUCUAAUUCCCAUCUAAAUGGAAUGGCCUGGAUGGAUGAAGAUAAUUACAUGAGGUCAAUGGAACAACUUCCAAAUUUAAGUUCAUUGGAAACACUUCCACUUCCAGACUCCUUUUCCUGGACAAAUCCUAUCAACAAUUUUCAAACAGAACCCUUUGACCAUUUUUGGACCGAGCCCUUUCAUGGUUUCUGGACAGAACCUUUCUUUUAAAAUAUAUUCUUAUAUACCCCAACCUAGCCUUCAAGAAGAUUUUGACACAUACUACGAAAUUUUUGAUCGAGAACUUGUGCUGAAUUGCGAAUUCUGAAAUUUUUGCAACUUUCACUAGAUUAUAUAUUCAUAUUUUGUGUGUACUUAUAAUUAGGUUUUGCAAUUAAAUAUUCGAGAUUGGACUACUUUUGUAAUAGAGAAAUAAAAAUCGAUCAUCCAGUGUGCUCUUUAUAAAGCCAAUUUCUCCAAUUAUGUGUGAAGUAAU